Molecule: messenger RNA, 1978 nt
Organism: Dioscorea cayenensis subsp. rotundata (Guinea yam)
Lineage: Eukaryota; Viridiplantae; Streptophyta; Magnoliopsida; Dioscoreales; Dioscoreaceae
Product: GTP-binding protein 8
Exons: 12
Coding region: 58-1533 (491 amino acids)
Molecular function (GO): GTP binding
Source: RefSeq, a predicted model, not a curated record
GAACCCCUCCCGCGUCCACCAUCGAAAAUCCAAUUGCAAUUCCGAGGUUCAAAUCCAAUGGAGAUAAAAGGAAGGCGUGCUAGUGUGGGGAAAACGAGGAGAGGAGUUGUACGUUUGAAGCCGGAUGGAAUGAGGAAUUCCGGUGAGAAAGAGAAAGAAUUUCAUGUAGUUGAAUCGGGUGAUCGUUCUCGGAGUGUUCGAGGGAGUAUCCGUAAAGAUGGAUUUGCUAGAAAUGGCAAAGUUAGUGAUUUUAGACUGUCACAAGAGAAACCGAGUUAUGCUAGGAGAGGAAGGUUUGCGAUUGAUGACUCUAAUGGACGGAAAAAGAGCGAGACGGUUGAUUUUAAACCAAGAAGACGAGAUGAGGAACUUCGAAGUGCCAGUCGUGAAGCAUUGUCAAAAAGCAAGCUUGUAUCAAAAGAGAAGAAGAUGGAUCACAAAAAGGAGAAAAACGGAGCUAAGGGUGAUUCUGGGGAGAAGUUUUUGGAUCAAAAUGUUAUUGGUGAAGAAAAUAAGGCUGAUUUAAGUGAGGGGAAGAAGAGAGUUAUUUAUCAAACAAGAUUGCUUGAUAAAACCGGGAAGAAGAUUAGAGGACACAAGAAGGAUUCUGAUGAUGAGGUGGCUGAUGCUGAGAGGAAGAAAAGAAAGAGAGUCAUUAGGAUUGAUCCUUAUGACAUUUCGAACAAAAGACUUGAUGAUGGUAUUUCCAAUGAAGAAAAGCCUGAGGUGAAAGAGGUUGAACCUUCCAAAAAUGCGCAGUUUCGUGCUAUACAACCAAGCCCCUCAAUCCUGUCAUUUGUGGAAGAUAAUUUGUUAGGCCGCAGGCGUUUGAAUGAGUUGCGAAAUGCUGGUUAUAAUGUCAAGCUUCCUGCUCCAUUGGAUAAUAUUCCCUUCUCAACCAGUAUAGAAAGAGAGCGGAUAGAAGAAAAUGUCUUCAGGAGCAAACUAGAAUUUUUUGCUGCUGCAAAGGUUUCCUCUUCUUUUCCACCUCCUCUCAUCCCAGAGAUAGCAUUUGCUGGUCGGUCAAAUGUUGGAAAAUCAUCACUGCUAAAUGCACUUACAAGACAGUGGGGAGUUGUACGAACUUCUGAUAAACCAGGACUUACUCAGACUAUCAACUUUUUUAAGCUUGGGACAAAGCUUUCAUUAGUUGAUUUGCCUGGAUAUGGUUUUGCUUAUGCAAAAGAAGAAGUCAAAGAUGCUUGGGAGGAACUUGUGAAAGAGUAUGUAUCCACAAGGGAAGGUCUGAAGAGGGUAUGCCUUCUUAUUGAUACCAAAUGGGGUAUGAAACCUCGAGAUCAUGAGCUCAUUGAUUUGAUGGAGAGGUCUCGGACACCUUACCAAAUUGUGUUGACGAAGACUGAUACAAUUUUACCCAUAGAUGUUGCUCGCCGUGCUAUGCAAGUUCAAAAUAACCUUAAGGCAAACAAGUCUGUAGUCAACCCGGUGAUGAUGGUGAGCUCCAAGUCUGGUGCUGGCAUCCAAAACCUUAGGACUGUGCUCGCCAAGAUUGUUCGAUUUGCCAAGCCAUAGGUUCAGGAUAUGUUUAUUGUUCUAAAGCUAUGCCUUGAUGACAAUUUUGACCGCAUGCCUUGGUAAAUGGCACAACUCAAAGCAACCAAGAUUGGUCCAUUGCCCUGGCAUUUCAGUGUCCAAUUUUUGUUAUCGCACCCAACACCAAAUAACCAGUUCUCAAUCAAACUUUCUCGGCUUGGAUCAGGUCAACAUCUCAACCUGACCCAAGUCUCAUCUUAAAAAAAGGAAGAACUAAAUGAUCUGAAACCUGAUCUAGCGUUUUGUGCUAAAUGGUUUCUUUUAAUGUUGUGUGAGAGGCUGAAACUUAGAUUUACAUUUAGUUCUGUCAUUUAUAUGCAUCUUGGUAAUGUGAUUUGCUAUUUGUUUUACUGAUUUCAAGUAGGAACUUCUCUUUUAAACUAGAUCAGGUUCUCCUGUAGCCUUUUGAAAGCUUAAACCUUCA